This is a messenger RNA of Aspergillus mulundensis, 2010 nucleotides long. RefSeq names its product nucleic acid/nucleotide deaminase domain-containing protein. The record is from RefSeq and is a predicted model, not a curated record. The coding region runs from base 1 to 2010 and encodes 669 amino acids. Lineage: Eukaryota; Fungi; Ascomycota; Eurotiomycetes; Eurotiales; Aspergillaceae. The transcript has 2 exons.
AUGGUCACCAAUCCCGAGCCUAUCGUCUGCGCCGAGGACAUCGCCCUAUCCUCACUGUUCCACAGCAUACCGGUCGCACCAACCCGUAACAGCGCCAACAGCCUACCUACGCCCAGAAAACAAUACACCUUGCCCUUUGACACAGAGCGCAGGCUCGUUGGGGCUUUAGCUUUCCUGGCCCAUAGUAAAGACGACGUGGACCAUAUCCCCGCCGUAUGUUUGGAAGAAGACGCCGGGUCGGGGUUGAAGGUAAUAGUUGCCGUCAACAACGCCCGCUAUGCCGAUGGUGAGGGUGCGCUUCUGCGCAUUGAGCGGGGGUUUGAGAGGAUAUUCGCGGUUCUGGAGGGUGGAUUUACUGCAGGUGGGUCAUACCCACAAGAGAACCUCGAGGCGCAGAUCCUCAAAGAGAUAGUCGCCAUGUGCUCUCUGCGCAUCCUUUGUCGGUUACGACUGGCGUCGUCGAGAAAGAAGGCUUCUUUUCAGGAUACGCUUCGGCACGCUGUGCUGGCUGUGAAGAAUAUGCGCCGGCAAAAGCUCGCUGAAAGGGACUUGGUCAAGGCGAAGGAGAAGUUCGAAGUAAGGGCAAAGGAAGUAAACAAGCUCAUUGACUCGUGGUCUCGAUAUCAAGUCAUCGUGAACGUGGUUAGGAUUGUGGAAGGCGUGCAUCAGCUGCAGCAGAUUGUUCAGCUCCCGGCGUUGAUUCGCAUGAUACCCAAUCAGGCUAUGAGCCCAACUGCAAGAGAGAGCUUGCUGAAUAUCGUUGGCAAAGUCUCCAGAUACCACGAGGCUGCAAGGCUUUUGUACCGCACUGCGAAGAAAUUCCCGCUUGCUCGGACGAUGAAGACGGUGCCUGUUCGCCUUCCCAGGGAGGCAUUCGGAAUGCCCUCGGGCUUACUCGACAAAUACGCGCCGGACCUGUUAUCUAAACUUGCAGAGGCCAGCCCUAAACGCAAAGGCAAGGCCCAAGGCCAGCCAGCCGAACUCAUGACAGAAAUCUGCACAGCCCUAAGCAUCCCCCAACAAGGCGCCAUGGAGCAGUAUUCCAAGCAGGUAAUGAAGACCCUAAAAGAAGGCAAAUUCCACGCCGAGGUCCAGCUAGUCGCCUACUGCGAGCUGGAAAGGCCAGCAAUAUAUCCGCGCGUAAUCUGCUCUAGCAAAGACGCCUGCUUCCUUUGCAACAUGUUUCUCCACGAGUAUGGCAAGAUAUAUACACCGCAAACCCAUGGCCGACUAUAUCCGGGAUGGAAGCUGCCGUGGGUACCGCAGCUUGCAGAAGUAGAACGGCGCUUUGGUCAAGCUAUCGGCGACUAUUCUAGGCAGAGCUGUGCGAGCCUCCUAGCAACGAGGAAGAGGGUGGCUCUUCCGUGUCCGAAUGAGAGUACGCUGUUCACACUCCCGUUAUCAAGCACCACGGUAGCCAUAGAGUCGGAGUCUGUUGUCUCGGAGGCUUCGGAGACUAGGACCAAGCCCACUCCCAUGGCUACACCUGCAGAAUCUGCCCAUGAGUACGGCGAGCGAAGCAGCGUCCAUCUAUCUCCAAGCCCAUCCCCCGCCCAGUCUAGUGACCAUACCGACAAAAGCACCUUAGUCGACGGACCGGGUGUAUACAAUGAUAUAACAACAACAGAGGAACACUGCCCAGAGCCACACAAAGCACCAGCGUAUCAUACCAUGGCCCAAAACCUCGAGGUAACCGGAGAUCUAGCCCCAGGUACAUCAUCGGACGUAUACAGGGCCGGCCCGCUGCAGAUUGAAAUCGAGCAUGCUACAGGCGUCCGUCACAUUACAUACCGACUACAGUGGCUGGGCGUCGAGGAAGCCAUGCCAAUCCAAGCCCAUGCCCAAGGGAAUGGCUCGAUUCCGACUUCAACUCCCUUGGUAGACGCGGAGAACCUUGGCCCCGGCUCUGCGGGCACAGUUAGCUUUUCUGGACAGAACUCGUUAUAUGUUACCGCGAAAGGAGCUGUGCUGAGGAUCAACUGGACGGCAGAUCGUCUCGAAAGAUCUUAA